Molecule: messenger RNA, 1604 nt
Organism: Raphanus sativus (radish)
Lineage: Eukaryota; Viridiplantae; Streptophyta; Magnoliopsida; Brassicales; Brassicaceae
Product: pentatricopeptide repeat-containing protein At5g66500, mitochondrial
Biological process (GO): RNA modification
Molecular function (GO): RNA binding; protein binding
Source: RefSeq, a predicted model, not a curated record
UUCCACAUGUUGGCAUGUUUGUCUCGUUUAGGUGAUGCUUCGACGAAUUUACUACGGAGAUUCGCGCUCGUGCGUAAUUUUGCAGCCCAUGCCCAUCACGUGUUCGACGAAUUGCUGCAACGAGACCUCUCAUCGCUCAACUCUCAACUCUCGUCUUACCUCCGCGGAGGAGACCCAAAUGGCACCUUGGGUCUCUUCGUUAAGAUGCAUCGAGCCAGCCCUGUUCUCACCUCCUUCACUCCUGUUCUCGGCGCAUGUGCCCUCUUGUCCUAUCAAACAGGACGCCAAGUUCACGCCUUGAUGAUCAAACAAGGCGCUGAGACAGGAACCAUAUCCAAAACUGCGCUUAUCGACAUGUACUCAAAGCACGGGAACUUGGUCGACUCCAUUACGGUGUUCGAUAGCGUUGAGGAUAGAGACGUAGUAUCGUGGAACGCUCUGCUUUCGGGUUUCCUUCGAAACGGUAAAGGUAAAGAAGCUCUCGGCGUUUUCGCAGCUAUGUGUAGAGACAAAGUCUCGAUCAGUGAGUUCACUUUGUCUUCUGUUGUUAAAACAUGCGCCUCUCUCAAGAUUCUGCAGCAAGGGAAGCAGGUUCAUGCCAUGGUGGUGGUGACUGGACGCGAUCUCGUUGUCCUAGGAAUUUCGAUUAUUAGUUUCUACUCUAGCGUAGGUUUGAUGAGUGAAGCCAUGAAGGUUUAUUUCGGUUUGAAUGUUCGUACGGACGAGGUGAUGUUGAACUCUUUGAUAUCAGGUUGCAUACGGAACCGAAACUACAAGGACGCGUUGUUGCUUAUGAGCAGGCAGAGACCGAACGUGAGAGUGCUCGUUAGCUCUCUCGCUAGCUGCUCUGAUAACUCUGAUCUGUGGAUUGGUAAACAGAUACACUGCGUCGCAUUGCGUUACGGCUUCCUUUUGGAUUCGAAGCUGUGCAAUGGCUUGAUGGAUAUGUACGGCAAAUGUGGUCAGAUUGUGCAAGCGCGUGCCGUGUUCAGAGCUAUUACGUCGAAAACUGUGGUUUCUUGGACGAGUAUGAUAGAUGCGUAUGGGGUUAACGGGGAUGGCGUCAGAGCGCUUGAAACCUUCAGGGAAAUGUGUGAAGAAGGAAGCGGAGUUUUGCCCAAUUCAGUGACGUUCCUCGUUGUUUUAUCGGCGUGUGCGCACGCAGGGUUGGUUGAGGAAGGUAAGGAAUGUUUUGGUAUGAUGAAGGAGAAGUAUGGGCUGUUACCAGGAACAGAGCAUUACGUAUGUUUCAUUGAUAUCUUAAGCAAGGCUGGUGAUACAGAGGAGAUAUGGAGAUUAGUUGAGAGCAUGAACGAUGGUAAAGGAAACGUUCCUUGUGCUAUAUGGGUCGCGGUACUUAGUGCUUGUAGUCUUAAUAUGGAUGUAACGCGAGGCGAGUAUGCAGCAAGAAGGCUUAUGGAGGAGAAGGGUCAUGAUGGGAAUGCGAGUAUCUAUGUGUUGGUUUCUAAUUUCUACGCGGCGAUUGGGAAGUGGGAUAUGGUUGAAGAAAUGAGGGGAAGGUUGAAGAAGAAAGGUUUGGUUAAAGCAGCAGGUCACAGUUCAUUCAUGUGAAUCAUUUUUUUUUGUUUUUAUUACACUUUAUU